Messenger RNA from Vombatus ursinus (common wombat), 1725 nucleotides. RefSeq names its product mediator complex subunit 18 (gene MED18). The coding region runs from base 117 to 743 and encodes 208 amino acids. The record is from RefSeq and is a predicted model, not a curated record. The transcript has 3 exons. Gene Ontology annotation, biological process: termination of RNA polymerase II transcription; regulation of transcription by RNA polymerase II. Lineage: Eukaryota; Metazoa; Chordata; Mammalia; Diprotodontia; Vombatidae. Gene Ontology annotation, cellular component: core mediator complex; mediator complex. Gene Ontology annotation, molecular function: transcription coregulator activity.
UAGCGCCUUCAGCCCUGAGGAUUCGGGCUGCGAAGAGCCUCGCGCUUCUUGCGGCGCAUGCGUGGUUUGUCUUCAGACAUUCUGUACUGAUCCCGGCCCUCCUGGAAGCUGACAAUAUGGAGGCACCUCCAGUCACCAUGAUGCCAGUAACAGGUGGCACUAUUAAUAUGAUGGAGUAUUUAUUGCAAGGAAGUGUUUUGGAUCACAGUCUGGAGAGCCUCAUUCACCGACUUCGGGGUCUGUGUGACAACAUGGAGCCUGAGACUUUUCUGGACCAUGAAAUGGUGUUCCUCUUAAAGGGGCAACAAGCUAGCCCUUUUGUUUUAAGGGCCCGGAGAUCGAUGGACAAGACAGGGGCACCUUGGCAUCUGCGGUACCUGGGACAACCUGAGAUGGGGGACAAGAACCGCCAUGCCCUAGUACGUAACUGUGUAGACAUUGCCACGUCAGAGAACCUGACUGAUUUCUUGAUGGAGAUGGGCUUCCGAAUGGACCAUGAGUUUGUUGCCAAGGGUCACUUGUUUCGAAAAGGUAUUAUGAAAAUCAUGGUUUACAAGGUUUUCCGCAUCCUGAUGCCAGGAAACACAGAUAGCACGGAGGCUCUGUCCCUCUCCUAUCUUGUGGAGCUAAGUGUUGUGGCACCAGCAGGACAGGACAUGGUCUCUGACGACAUGAGAAAUUUUGCUGAACAGCUAAAGCCUUUGGUUCACUUGGAGAAGAUAGACCCCAAAAGGCUAAUGUGACAGAAAGGGAAUGCCUAACAUUGGGGUCUGUUCUUUUGCAUUAUAGAAACCAAGACUCAAAAUAAAUAUCCUUGAACAACAAAAACUGGACUUCUUCGCUUUAAGAACCGGGGUCCUAGGAGCUUACCUGAGCUCUGGACCUCCAAUCUCCUUUUGUGGAGAUUUCAGCAUGGUGCGCUUCCAUCUCUUUGGAAUGAAAAGUCCAGUCAUUUUGUGCCAUUCAGUUAGCUUAUUUGUUGGGCUGUAUCAGCAGUGUCAUCUUUAAAAAUUACAUUUUAUUUUUUUCAGUUAUCAAACCUUUACUUUUUCUCCCUCUUCUGGAAAUACAAAAGAAAAACAAAACCCUUGUGACAAAUAUUUAGCAGUGCCGUUUUGAUGGUAUGACAUCUCACCUAAAAUUUGAUUGGAUUUCAUUCUGAUAACCCUUUUCUGUUAGCACAGGAAAAAGAGGGUGAACGAAACCAGUUUUUUUGGAGGCAAAGGAAAGGUAUUAAUUCAGUUUUUCCCCAUUAAAAUUUUGAGUGAGAGUAUCUUAAGACCAAAGGCAGUGAGUAUAUGUCAUAUGGUAAAAUAACAUGUAAAGCAGUGGGUCCAUAGUUUCUAAUUCUCCUUUCUAUUUCCACCCUAACCAUUUGCAAGUUUGUUACCUACCAUAGAAACAUGCAGAAAUCUACACAUCCUGUGAGGCCAAAAGCAGGCAUAGCUCAUGGUGUGAUUAACAUAAAGAAUGUUUAUUUUUAGUAUUUUAUGCAUACUCCUUAUUUUCAAGUCAGAGUCUCUUCUGGAUAUUCCUUUCACCUCCGAAAACCUCCAUCGUAAGCAAGAAAAUAAGCAAAAAAGACUUCUCCAGGUGACUGUAUCUGACAGCCCAAUGCCUCCCCACUGAGAAGGCGGAACGUUUAUUUCCUUAUCUGUCCCUCCCAGUUCAUUAUUAGUUUUUUUUUAUUUACUCAGAUUAAUUAAACAAUUCCUUUAAAUGAUG